Epinephelus moara (kelp grouper) is the source of this 713-nucleotide messenger RNA. Its product is annotated as C-X-C motif chemokine 11-like. NCBI's taxonomy places the organism in Eukaryota, Metazoa, Chordata, Actinopteri, Perciformes, Serranidae. The transcript is spliced from 4 exons. Gene Ontology annotation, molecular function: chemokine activity; CXCR chemokine receptor binding. The record is from RefSeq and is a predicted model, not a curated record. Gene Ontology annotation, cellular component: extracellular region. Gene Ontology annotation, biological process: chemokine-mediated signaling pathway; inflammatory response; neutrophil chemotaxis. The coding region runs from base 220 to 585 and encodes 121 amino acids.
CUGAGAUUACAGGGUGAAUAACCCUCCAACAGCAUGCUGUUCACCCAUCCCACACUCAAACAAACACUUGCACCCUUUCCCUGGAGAACUUUGCUCUGUUUGACUCUAGCUGAUCUCUCAAGCUGAAUAUCUGCCACAGCUCCCUGCUAUCAUCUUCACCACAAGAAACACGAUUUUUUUCCAGCACCAGUGUCAUCUUGACCAAAGAGGAAACCAACAAUGUCCAGCAUCAUGAAAGUGUUUCUGCUCCUGGCUGUCAUGGUCUGCAUCUCUGAAGCCCAGAUACCAGAUCAGUCUUUCUCUGGAGAGCGUGAAACAGGACAGCAGUGUCUGUGUCAGCGUGUCAGGAAUAAAAUCAACUUGAUGUCUGACAUAAAGGACGUCCAGAUCUACCAAGCAACCAUCUUCUGUGACAGAGUGGAGAUUGUUGUCACCAACCACAGUGGCCUCCGCUAUUGUCUGAACCCCAAGUUGAAGGCAGUGCAAAGACUCAUGACUUCCAUCAUGAAACCAAAAACCUCUACCACAGCCGGACCAACUGUGCACACCUCCUCCACAGGCAGCACCAACACAGCUCGCAUGUGACUCCAUAAAGAAGCUCAGAUGACCUCUGAACCCCAAACAGAAGCACCUUAAACGAAUGUAUUUGUGAAAUGAAUGAAACUUUUUGUCUGUGGACCCUCUAUUAUACUGCUGUGCACUUACAGUAUAUC